AUAUUUCUGCAUUUUUCAUGUCGCCUCAGCUUGGCAAAUGACCAUAUCAAAUGUCUGUGAUAUUUGAUGAAUUGCACCUCCUUUCUCUGAUGUGUGCGCUCCUGCAUAGGCGCAGUUGUUUAGACUGUGGUCUACGGUCGCUGUAAGCGCAUUUCUUCCCUGUUUUAAAUAAUAUUAAAUGUCUGCUCCAGUUCCAGAGAUGACUGGUUUGCUGUCUCCGCAUGGACAUUUGACUAAAUGUCGGGGAGUAAAUCGCAGGAGCCUAAAGUCGUUUCUGUACAAAAGAUUGAGUUUUAGCUAAUUUAUUUCUCUUUUCGCGUCAGAGUUUUAUUGUAUCUUAAGCAAACGCGCGCGCAAAAAAGAAAAAAAAAUGUGGACUGAAUAUUUUUCAUACGGGAGCUUUUAAAAUGAAGCAAGGAUGUGAUUUUUAAGGUAAUUUUGAUGCAUAGUUUACAAUAGCAGAAGAUGAAUAACUACUCGUAUACCUUUUUGUAUUUUCGGCCCCUUUUUUCCCCCGUAUUAUUUUUAUUCUUAGAGUGGCAUGAUUUGCUUUCGGUUCCUCAGAAGUGCUGGAAGUUUGGACAGCCUGACAGCUCUGCCUCCUUGUAAAUCACUCCCAGUAAUUCCUGAAAGGGUGCGAGGGAGCCUGUUUGGGGGGCCGGCCGAAAACUGUAAAUCUUUCACUUUUAUUACCCCUCUGAACAUAUGCCGGCGACGCUGUACCAGCCCUGCAACCCCCCUUUUUUUUCUUCCUUCUUCCCUUGUUCUGCAGCGACGACAACCCGCCGCUAAACCAAGCAGCCAGCCUGCGGCUUUGAAAUCCUCCUCUGCUAAUCCAGUUUGGUUUUUCCAACGCAUUUGAUGUUUUUUACUUGGCAUCGAACAUUCCCUUUAUUUGGUGAUUAAUGCGGAAAACAACACAGGAGAAGGCAAGCAUGCUCUUGUGACUCUUUGUGCAGCAUCCAUGGUGUUAAGGCAGACAUACACAUAUAUACACACACACACACACACACACACACACACACACACACACACACACACACACAUAUACACAAAUAACAAACGCGGGAUGAUAAUUUGCUUUAUUUGAAUACAAUCCACGACCAGCUGCAAGAGAAGCUCAUGUCAUUUAUUUCAUAAAUCAUUUGUUUUGUUUUUUUUUAAACGCACAUGUCAAACUAGUGUUCUGCAGAAACGUCACUCUCCAUUAUUUGGUGAUGCAUAAAAUGCGUCCGUCAUUCGUUUUAUCACUAAAUCCCUCCAAAUAUGUCGAGGUCCUGGAUUUCUUGCAAAAACGUUAGCACCAAUGCAACGUGAAAUGGACUUGACAUUUUACACGAAUGCAUUGCAAAAAUGGGCAAAAAUGCUGAAAAAACAAACAAACCAAAAAACAAAAAAAAAAAAAAAAAAAAAAAAAAAAAAAAAAAAAACAAAACAAAACAAAACAACAAAAGACAAUACCGAUGGACUAAAAUGGACACAGAACGACAGAAAACAUUCCGGAGUUGUUAAACUGAGGCUUGUUGCAGUCCUUCAUAUUCAAAGAAGAAGUAGAGCCAUUUUCCCAAUCACACACCUCAGACGAGCACAUAAACGCCACCCUUUAUCAAAAUGGACCGGUGAGGUAAGGGCUCCCUGCUUGAAGACGAGAACAAAUCACGUGAACAUAUAUGCUUGUAUCUAAAAGGCAGUGCCAUUUUAUUUGUCAUCAUAAAAGCUUCAGAAACAAGCCACCCCCCAAAAAAAAUAAAAAAUAAUAAAUAAAAAAAUAAAUCCCCAAUCUACACAGGCCUAUCCUCGAUAUCUCACUGGUUGAUUGAUUGCCAGUGGAUUUUUUUUCUCUCUCCUUUCCCCCUCUUCCUUGGAAUAAGGAUACCUUGUUCGCUUUUUUUAUUGGUAGCUGAAAGCGAGUCCUUCCAUUCUUUCGGGAAUACUGUCUCCAACCGGUGUAUGGAAAUGUCUGAAAAACAGCAAGAUCAGGUUUAGGACAGCAUCGUCUGCAGACAGGGAGGAAAAAAAAAGAGAGGAGUGAAGGAUUUAUUCUAGAAGCUGCACGGAGAGGAAGUCAGAGCUGAGAGGCAGCCGCUUUAUGAUGAAUUGAUUCGCAGGUCGCGAUGGAGGCGGUGAUGAAUGCGUGAGCGACAUAAAAGAGAUCUGCGCAGAUUUCGCUCACAGACUGGAGCAACUGUGGGAAACACCAAUCACGUGAAUAAUCAACACCCAUUUUGUGGCUUUGAAUCCACAAAAUGCAGAAGGCAACCUACUAUGACAACUCUGGACUGUUUGGAGGCUACACCUACCCCAAACCAGACUCCUACAGCUAUGGCCCUGCUCACCAGUCCUACCCUGCUCCUAACAUUGACACUGAUUACCAAGGCUCUGUGUGUCCUAUUCAAACCUCCGCGGUUAGGCCACCUCCAGCCCUUAAGGACAGUGACCUGAACGGGGACUGCAUGCGGCAAAGCAGCAGUCAGAGCAACAACAACAACAGCAGCAACAGCAGCAGCAGCAGCGGUGGCAGCAGCCAAGCAAACAGUAUUUCUGAGCAGCAGGUACCCCCACUGUCUGCUGCCUCCCCGAGCUCCAACAGCUCCACAUCCCAGAAGAAGAAGUCUCCAAGCAACAGCGCGUCAGGCCCGGCCACCCCGGCCCUCACCAAGCAGAUCUUCCCCUGGAUGAAGGAGACCAGGCAGAACUCGAAGCAGAAGAGCAACAACAACUGCGCUGCUGCAGGUAGAGAUCCUGAUGGUGGGGAGGUGAGUGAUGAGAAAAGCCCGCCCGGACCGGCCUCCAAGCGGGUCAGAACUGCUUACACCAGCGCGCAGCUUGUGGAGCUGGAGAAGGAGUUUCACUUUAACCGCUACCUUUGUCGCCCACGGAGGGUGGAGAUGGCCAAUCUGUUGAACCUCACCGAGCGUCAGAUAAAGAUUUGGUUUCAGAACAGGAGGAUGAAAUAUAAAAAGGAUCAGAAGUCAAAGGGGCUUGCGCACUCCCCGAUGGGACACUCCCCGGACAGAAGCCCGCCGCUGAGCGGGCCCAAUCACACCGGAUACGCGGGCCAGCUCCAAAACGUGAACAGCCUGAGCUACGACGCGCCCUCGCCGCCGCCCUUCGCCAAGCCCCAGCAGAACAUGUACGGCCUGGCCGCGUACACGGCGCCGCUGGGCGGCUGCAUCCCUCAGCAGAAGCGCUACCCGGGCUCCGAGUACGAACACCACAGCAUGCAGAGCAACGGAAGCUUCGCCAACGCCAAUUUGCAAGGCAGCCCCGUGUACGUGGGUGGGAACUUUGUUGAUUCCAUGCCAGCCUCGGGCCCCAUGUUCAACCUCGGCCAUCUCCCCCACCCAUCAUCCACCAGCGUGGACUACAGCUGUGCAGCUCAAAUCCCAGGAAACCACCACCACGGACCGUGUGACCCCCACCCCACGUACACAGACCUCACCUCUCACCAAGUUUCUCAGGGAAGGAUUCAGGAAGCGCCCAAGCUGACGCAUUUGUAAUAUUAUGACGUUUCUUGUGCGUGCGUGUGUAUGUGUGCGUGUGUGCGUGCGUGCCAAAUUACGUUGCGCUCUUUUUUAUUACCUCACUAGACUAUUAACUAUGCUCCGAGAGAGCCGUGUGUACUAUGACAGUAUUAUUGAUAUUAUUAUUAAUGCUAUUGUGUAAUUAUUUUCUAAAUAAUACAGCUUUGUCCAUUUCUCUUAAAAUUUGGAGAAGCUCUAGCCUGAUUGUUAAUAGUUCUUUUGUUGUUUUUUCCCCUUUUCGUUUAUUCUCAAGUGCAAUGCGCAAUGUUUGACUGAAUAUUUCAUGCCGUUACUUGAAGGUAAGUCUUGUAGAUCACAAAAAGUAGAAGAUCAUUCUUAGAUGGAAAGAUUUUUAGGGGGAAAAAAAAGAAGAAAAAAUUGUCUGCUUGUUAAAGGAUCUCAUUUUUUUCCUCACCCUAUUUAUUUAUUGCGUCAUUAAUUUUGCAUAAUCCCCGGCACUAUAGCAUAUAGCCUAUUUAAUUAUUUAAUUGCUUUUGUAUUGCACAUUAUUUAUCGUUUAUUAUGCGAGUAUUUAUAAGUGUGGAUUUCCGUUGUUGCCAGAUCGGACAGAGCGGUGCACUUGUUGGGCAAAACAGGGUUUGUGUAUUUUUUUUAUUUUAUUUUAUUUUUUUCAGAAAUGCUACCGAGUAUUGAUGGAGCAUUUCGAAUUGUAUAAAUCUGAGACAAAUGGGGGCAUUUUAUAGCGAGUAAACAUGUCCACGGUUAAUCUCGUGUCAAAACCUUAAGCGAAACGUAGACUAUCGAAAAAUCAAAUAUUACGCACACCAGCAUGUCAUUUUGUGUAGUCCCUUGCGUUUCCUUUUUUUCUUUGUUGUUGUUGUUAUAAUUAUUUGUCUUCCAUUGUUAUUCCAUUCAGUUGGACACCCAUAAAUUUAUGAAACCCCGAUGAUAUUGAAAUGUUAUAUUUUAUUGUGUUUAACAUUUUGUAAAUAAAGUGCUUAAACUUGUA
Poecilia latipinna (sailfin molly) is the source of this 4494-nucleotide messenger RNA. RefSeq names its product homeobox D3a (gene hoxd3a). The record is from RefSeq and is a predicted model, not a curated record. Gene Ontology annotation, cellular component: nucleus. Gene Ontology annotation, biological process: regulation of transcription by RNA polymerase II; embryonic skeletal system morphogenesis; anterior/posterior pattern specification. Gene Ontology annotation, molecular function: DNA-binding transcription factor activity, RNA polymerase II-specific; RNA polymerase II cis-regulatory region sequence-specific DNA binding. Lineage: Eukaryota; Metazoa; Chordata; Actinopteri; Cyprinodontiformes; Poeciliidae. Bases 2247 to 3500 code for a protein of 417 amino acids. The transcript has 4 exons.